AUGCACGUUGGGGUGCCCAAGGAGAUCAAGAGCAAGGAAUACCGGGUCGGCCUGAUGCCCGCGUCGGUGCGCGAGCUGAUCCACCACGGACAUCGGGUGACGGUGGAAGCCGGCGCCGGCAGCGGGAUCGGCUUCGAGGACGCCGCCUACAGGGCCGCCGGCGCCGAGGUGGUCGACAGCGCCGAGGAGGUCUUCGCCAAGACCGACAUGAUCGUGAAGGUGAAGGAACCGCAGGCCGGCGAGAUCGCGCGUCUGCGCGAAGAGCAGAUCCUCUUCACCUAUCUGCAUCUCGCCCCCGACCGUCCGCAGACCGAGGGCCUGCUGCAAUCCGGUGCGACCGCCAUCGCCUAUGAGACCGUGACCGACACGGCAGGCCGGCUGCCGCUGCUGGCGCCCAUGAGCGAAGUCGCGGGCCGGAUGUCCGUUCAGGUCGGCGCGCACUGCCUGGAGAAGGAACAGGGAGGUGCCGGACUCCUGCUCGGCGGCGUACCGGGGACGCCGGCGGCCAGGGUCGUGGUGCUGGGUGGAGGCGUCUCGGGCAGCAACGCGGCGCGCAUGGCGAUGGGCAUGGAAGCCCACGUGACGGUGAUCGACAAGUCCCUGCCGACCCUCGACCGCCUGGAUCUGCGCUUCGGUGGACAGCUCAACACGAUCUUCUCGACGGUCGAGACACUCGAACAGCACGUCUGCAACGCCGAUCUGGUGAUCGGCGCCGUGCUGGUCCCAGGGGCCGCCGCCCCCAAGCUGGUGACGCGGGAGAUGGUGGCCGCCAUGAAACCGGGCGCCGUGCUGGUCGACAUCGCCAUCGAUCAGGGCGGCUGCUUCGAGACCUCCAGGCCCACCACCCACGACGAUCCCACCUACGUGAUCGACGAGGUGGUGCACUACUGCGUCGCCAACAUGCCGGGCGCCGUCGCCCGCACGGCGACCAGCGCCCUUAACAACGCCACCCUUCCCUUCGUCCUGGCGCUGGCGGACAAGGGCGCGCGCAAGGCGCUUUCCGAUGAUCGCAAUCUUUUGAACGGCCUCAACGUCGCCCAGGGGAAGCUGACCUACCGCGCCGUCGCCGAGGCCCAUGGCCUGCCUUACACGGCCCCUCAGGAGGUCAUGGGUCUGUCCUAA
Symbiodinium necroappetens is the source of this 1122-nucleotide messenger RNA. The record is from the annotation of a GenBank genome assembly. NCBI's taxonomy places the organism in Eukaryota, Dinophyceae, Suessiales, Symbiodiniaceae.